ACACUAACUCCCAGUCGUGGAGUGGUUGUCAACAGCUCAACAUACUCCUCUCUCUCCCUCUCCCUCUCUCUCUCGCACGCACCAACAAGCGGAUUGAAGUCUGAUGGCGAGGCGAUACGAUGCCGACCCCUUCCACGAGGAAGACGUCAAUCCCUUCGCACAGGAUCCUGGUGUACGAGGAAAAGCAGCUGGAUCAAAUUAUGGUGGAGGAAAACUAAGUUCAACAGAUCUGAAGACAAAGGAAAGGGAGUUACAAGCCAAGGAGGCAGAGUUAAAUCAGAGGGAAAAGGAAUUGAAAAGGAAAGAAGAGGCUGCAGCACAAGCUGGAGUUAUUAUAAAUGAGAAAAACUGGCCACCUUUCUUUCCUAUUAUUCAUCAUGAUAUCGCAAAUGAGAUACCAAUCCACCUGCAAAGAUUGCAAUACCUUGCGUUUGCCUCAUUGUUAGGUCUAACGUUGUGCUUAUUCUGGAAUAUCAUAGCAGUUACAACUGCAUGGAUUAAAGGACAAGACGUCAAGAUCUGGUUUCUUGCGAUUAUAUACUUCAUCUCAGGUGUUCCUGGUGCAUACGUAUUAUGGUACAGGCCUCUUUAUCGUGCUAUGAGGACGGAAAGCGCAUUAAAUUUUGGAUGGUUUUUCCUCUUUUACUUGCUUCAUAUUGCUUUUGUCAUAUAUGCUGCUGUUGCUCCUCCAAUAUUUUUCAAGGGAAAAUCUUUAACAGGUAUCUUGCCAGCAGUGGAUCUUAUCGGUGACAAAGUUUUGGUUGGGAUCUUCUAUUUUGUUGGAUUUGGUUUGUUCUGCCUGGAGGCGCUGAUCAGUGUUUGGGUCAUCCAGCAAGUGUACAUGUACUUCCGCGGGAGUGGAAAGGCAGCAGAGAUGCAGCGUGAAGCAGCACAAGUCGCCAUGAGAGCGGCGAUAUGAAUAUCAUCGUUGUCAGUGCUCUCUCGACCAAGCGUGUAUUUGAUCUGUGCUCUAGUUUGCUUGUUUCUUCUCGGUCAUUCAUGCAAGUCAUCAUACCAUUCAGGUUUUGGUUGCUCGAGUCACAUAACAGUUUUCGUCGUUUAUUUUCAUUUGGGAAUCAUCUAGUGCGUGUAUAGCUCUUCUCCAAAGCCCUGUUCUUACUCAUCCUUGCUAUCUUCAGUUUUCCCUGUAAAUUUGUGGUGUGUUUGUUAACGAGUUAUGAUCCAUAUUUAUUUGUUGUUACAUGCAAUGCUGGUUAGAACAUAUCUAGAAUCAAAAUUUUAAUGCAGCAUUAGACUAUCA
Molecule: messenger RNA, 1261 nt
Organism: Zingiber officinale
Lineage: Eukaryota; Viridiplantae; Streptophyta; Magnoliopsida; Zingiberales; Zingiberaceae
Product: secretory carrier-associated membrane protein 2-like
Exons: 12
Coding region: 104-919 (271 amino acids)
Biological process (GO): protein transport
Cellular component (GO): recycling endosome membrane; trans-Golgi network membrane
Source: RefSeq, a predicted model, not a curated record